Molecule: messenger RNA, 1188 nt
Organism: Lolium perenne
Lineage: Eukaryota; Viridiplantae; Streptophyta; Magnoliopsida; Poales; Poaceae
Product: WAT1-related protein At5g64700-like
Cellular component (GO): membrane
Molecular function (GO): transmembrane transporter activity
Source: RefSeq, a predicted model, not a curated record
GAUCGGUCUCCACCGUGCGUCGUGUAUACAUGCUAGCUAGCUCCAAACACAGAACACUAGAAGAGAGAUAUAGACUGUAUGUUAACCAACGUACCUUCAUCUCCAUUUUGCAAGUGAAAUAGAAACACACACAUACGGAUCCACCAGCAGGGCAGCUCCGACCGGCAUUACUGCAAUACAUCGCCGUCCUCGGCCGGUGCCAUGGUAAUGGACGGGGGCAAGACGCCGUACGUGGUUGCCGUGGCAAUCCAGGUCAUCUACAUGGGCCUCUUCGUCGUCUCCAAGGCGGCAUUCGACAGCGGCAUCAACACAUACGUCUUCAUCUUCUACCGCCUUGCCGCUGCCUCCGCCCUCCUCCUCCCCAUCGCCCUCAUCUCCAACCACCGGAGCCGAUUAACCACGACCAAGGCGACACCAGAACAGACAAUGUCGUGCCGGCUCCUCUUCAAGCUCUUCCUCUACGCCUUACUUGGGAACACCUUCACCCUGAACGUGUACAACGCGAGCCUGAAGCAAACCUCGGCGACGGUGGGGUCGGCAGCCACCAACUCCAUGCCUGUGUUUACCUUCCUCAUCGCGUUGUUGCUAGGGCUGGAGAAGAUCAAGCUCCGGAGCCGCUCUGGGCUAGGCAAACUCGCCGGCGUUGCACUCUGCCUUGCCGGAGUGCUUGUAAUCGCCUUCUACGCCGGCCCGUCCAUACGCCCCCUCGCUCACCCCACCCUUCAAUGGAAGAAUUUCAGCUUUUUGUUGCAAAAUUUCGAAGACCCCUUCUUCGCUCACAAGCUGUGGCUGGUCAGCAAUGGUGCGUGGAUCAGAGGAACAUUUCUUCUUCUCCUUGCAUGCGCAGCAUGGUCUCUCUGGAUUGUUCUGCUGGUCCCUUUGCUUAAAGAAUACCCGAAUAAGCUGAUGGCCACGGCCAUGCAGUGUUUGUUUGGUGCACUUCAGUCGUUUUUUGUGGCUAUGAUGGCUGAGAGGGACUUCACCAAAUGGAAGCUUGGGUUGGAUAUUGGCAUUCUUGCCGUCCUCUACUCGGCUUUCUUUGGGACAGGUGCAUUGAUGUACCUACAAGCGUGGUGUGCUGAGAUGAAAGGACCUGUGUUUGUCGCGAUGUGGAGCCCGCUAGCUUUGGUUUUUACUACCUUUUGCUCUUCUUUCUUUCUUGGAAAAGUCAUCCACCUCGGAAGGUAA